Messenger RNA from Sphenostylis stenocarpa, 945 nucleotides. The record is from the annotation of a GenBank genome assembly. Lineage: Eukaryota; Viridiplantae; Streptophyta; Magnoliopsida; Fabales; Fabaceae.
AUGAAAACAGAGCAACACCACGCCAACAGAAGACUUUCACCUUCGCUACAACGUAAGAUCAUCAAAACAGCAAAACCCGCCGCUUAUUUUAUCCUCCUUCUGCUAACCUACACCUUAGGUUACUUAUCCCACCACCCUUCUUCCACUUCAACGCCACUCUCACCCUCGUCAAUACCACCACAAUUACCAGAACCUGUUAUUAAUUUCUCAAUUAACACCACUGAGUUGAACCCGUUCCGAGUCACCACUCGCUGUGCGGACCCAAUUCCCCCGGAGGCCGUCCGCCGGAAGCUCGUUGACCGUCUCUUCAACAGCACCUCGCCGUUUGAAAACUUCCCCCCGCCGCACGCGGCGGCGAAGCUGCGGCGGACUACGAGAGUGAAGGGAUGGGGCUCCACCGGUGCCGUGUUCGAGAACCUCAUCCGCCGCGUGCGGCCGCGGAUAGUCGUGGAAGUAGGCACCUUCCUCGGCGCGUCGGCGAUUCACAUGGCCGAAUUGACUCGCCGGCUCGGACUCCAAACUCAGAUACUCUGCGUGGACGACUUUCGCGGCUGGGCCGGGUUCAAAGACCGAUUCAUGAGCAUACCGAUGGAAAACGGCGACGUUUGGCUCUUUUACCAAUUUCUUCAGAACGUGGUCACUUUUAACCACAGCGGGUCGAUUUUACCCGUUCCAUUUUCAAGCGGGUCAACCCUGAUAUUGUUUUGCGAGUGGGGUGUCUACGCGGAUUUAGUUGAGAUUGAUGCGGGUCACGAUUUUUUAUCUGCUUGGGCUGAUAUAAACCGAGGAUUUCGGAUCCUCCGACCGGGAGGGGUUAUUUUCGGACACGAUUAUUUCACUGCUGCGGACAACAGAGGGGUCCGGAGAGCCGUUGAUUUGUUUGCCAAAGUUCACAAUCUGAAGGUAAAAGUUGAUGGUCAACAUUGGGUCAUUUAUUCUUCCUAG